UCCUCACUGAGACACAGAUCCACACAGAGCUUUACGAGACAAGAGCAAAUCCACAGAAAAGUGGCAAGUCACAAGAAAAGAGGAGGCGAGGCAGGAGAGGGGCCGGUACGCCAGAUGCUAUCACAUAUCAUCUCAAACAAGAGACACAAACGGAGAGACAGGAGGAGCACACAGCGGAGUAUUGUGCUUGGAAACAGCUGUUCGGCACAUCACUGACUUUCUACCUGCAGGACAAUGACAGAGGGAGCAGAAGUGGGAGUCGACCUCUCUCCAACCUCAGGGUCUGAGCAACAGGCUCCACAUUUUUUACAAGAUGUCAUCUUCCACGGCAAGUUUAAGCUGCUGAAGGCUCUGACCCCAGAGGAGAACACCCAGUGCCAACAUGGACUCUACUUCCAGGACGGUCAGCGGCGGGUGGACUACGUCCUCACCUACCAUGUGAAGAAGCCCGCCGGGGCCCGGUCCAGCCGACCGACGUCACACCUGCUCACUGAGAAUGCCGUGGCCCGCAGCUUUCGCCGUGGACGCAACGAGCAUCUCCGAAAUCACAAAGCACAGAAGGCCAAGGACUCUUCGUCUCUGCCAUCCUCCCCGGGGGCCGACGUGGAGCUGGGUCAUCCCGGAGAGGCUGUCAAUGGUCACGAGGAUCAAAAGAUGUUCAGGAGGGAGGAGUUUGAGGGGAAACUGAGAGACAUGGGGCUGGAGCUGGAGAAAGAUGAAGACGUGAGUUGACAUUUGUUCUUUUCUCUUAACUCCACCUUAAAUCUAUUAAGUAUAGUGUAAGUCA
Notothenia coriiceps (black rockcod) is the source of this 787-nucleotide messenger RNA. Its product is annotated as anoctamin-1-like. The record is from RefSeq and is a predicted model, not a curated record. The coding region runs from base 235 to 732 and encodes 165 amino acids. NCBI's taxonomy places the organism in Eukaryota, Metazoa, Chordata, Actinopteri, Perciformes, Nototheniidae. The transcript has 2 exons. Gene Ontology annotation, molecular function: protein dimerization activity.